Cooperia oncophora is the source of this 465-nucleotide messenger RNA. Lineage: Eukaryota; Metazoa; Nematoda; Chromadorea; Rhabditida; Trichostrongylidae. The record is from the annotation of a GenBank genome assembly.
AUGGCAUACUUUUCCACUCAUAAUGUGUAUGAUGUGGCAGUGGUCCGGAGGUAUUCCUCCAUAAAUUAUCCUUCCAGGAUGUCAUACGAUUUACAUGCAGCAGAAAUACCAGCGUAUACGCCUUUCUUUGGAUAUAUGGGAGCUGCGUGUGCACAGGUUUUCACCGUUCUGGGUGCUGCAUAUGGAACAGCGAAGUCGGCCGUCGGCAUUUGUUCAAUGGGAGUAAUGCGUCCCGAACUGAUAAUGAAAUCUGUAAUUCCAGUCAUUAUGGCUGGUAUCAUCGGAAUUUAUGGCCUCGUUGUUGCAAUUGGUAUUGAAAGGAAAGUUGGUGCGGCCAGCUCGGGAUAUACUCUUGGUCACGCAUUUGCACAUUUCGCUUCUGGCCUCACUUGUGGUUUGUGUGGUUUGGGAGCAGGAUACGCUAUUGGGAUUGUUGGAGAUGCCGGAGUACGAGGAACAGCUCAA